This is a messenger RNA of Baudoinia panamericana UAMH 10762, 543 nucleotides long. RefSeq lists its product as uncharacterized. The record is from RefSeq and is a predicted model, not a curated record. NCBI's taxonomy places the organism in Eukaryota, Fungi, Ascomycota, Dothideomycetes, Mycosphaerellales, Teratosphaeriaceae. Bases 1 to 543 code for a protein of 180 amino acids. The transcript has a single exon.
AUGCACGCAUCCUCGAACGAGCGGUGCACGAUGAACGCGAAGCCCAAGCCGCGGGAAUCGCCAUGGCCGCUCACCUCCAACGCUUCUUCGACGAGCAUGAUCGCUGAGCGCACGUACCCGUUCACGGUGAAGGACGAGGCAUUCGUUUUUCUACAUCAUGACACUCUGGAAGCGGCGAAGGUGGUUCCUUACUCGGGCCGGAUGGCGACGUGGGACGGGGUGUAUUACCGUCUACGAGCGAACGUUGACGGGCUGAGAAGCGAAUAUGGCCGAAACCCGCCGGACUUGACGAGUGAUAGCGGCACGGGCGUGUACGAACAUGCGCGGUGUGUGGUGAGCGUUGUAGAAAGUGGAAGGCGACUUGUGGUUGAGUCGCAGGACCAUCGAACUGACGAGCGAUGCAUUCACGAGGCCGACAUAGUUGUGGCGGCUGAGAGUAGCCAUUCGGCUUUACGCGGUCUGUUCGAGCCGGUCACUGUCCGCGAGUAUCAGGGCUACGUGUUAUGGCGUGGCACCGCGCCCGUUACUGCCAUGUUACCUUAA